AUGGAAGCCAUUGGCAACGCUGGUUCCGCUAUUGGAAUCUUGGCCAAAGACGGAGUGGUCUUGAUUGGCGAGAAGAAAGUCACCUCUAAGCUUCUUCAAACCUCCACAUCCGCUGAGAAAAUGUACAAGAUUGAUGACCAUGUGGCCUGUGCUGUGGCUGGUAUCAUGUCUGAUGCCAACAUUCUGAUCAACACCGCUCGUGUCCAAGCUCAGCGUUACACCUUCAUGUACCAAGAGCCUAUGCCUGUUGAGCAGCUGGUUCAGUCUUUGUGUGACACCAAGCAAGGGUACACACAGUUUGGUGGUCUUCGUCCCUUUGGCGUUUCCUUUCUUUUUGCAGGAUGGGACAAGAACCAUGGGUUUCAACUGUAUAUGAGUGACCCCAGUGGGAACUACAGUGGAUGGAAAGCUGCAGCUGUUGGUGCCAAUAACCAAGCUGCUCAGUCUAUUCUUAAGCAAGACUAUAAGGAUGAUGCAUCUAGGGAAGAGGUGGUUGAGCUCGCUCUCAAGGUUUUGAGCAAGACGAUGGACACCACAACCUUGACAUCUGAGAAGCUCGAGCUUUCUGAGGUGUUUCUGACUCCAUCAGGGAGUGUUAAGUACCAUGUUCACUCCCCUGACUCGCUUACUAAGCUUUUGGUGAAGCAUGGUGUGACGCAACCAACUGCAGAAACUUCCUAA
Molecule: messenger RNA, 681 nt
Organism: Eruca vesicaria subsp. sativa (arugula)
Lineage: Eukaryota; Viridiplantae; Streptophyta; Magnoliopsida; Brassicales; Brassicaceae
Source: the annotation of a GenBank genome assembly